Oncorhynchus masou masou (cherry salmon) is the source of this 5518-nucleotide messenger RNA. It is a transcript of the gene gpr52, whose product is annotated as G protein-coupled receptor 52. Bases 857 to 1975 code for a protein of 372 amino acids. Gene Ontology annotation, molecular function: G protein-coupled photoreceptor activity. The transcript has a single exon. Gene Ontology annotation, biological process: G protein-coupled receptor signaling pathway; phototransduction; cellular response to light stimulus. Gene Ontology annotation, cellular component: plasma membrane. The record is from RefSeq and is a predicted model, not a curated record. Lineage: Eukaryota; Metazoa; Chordata; Actinopteri; Salmoniformes; Salmonidae.
CAGACACUGACCACGGGACCACUCACUACCCCAAAAUAAGAGGAUGUGCAUACUACAAGACUGAGAAACAAUUGCGGCUUGUCUAACAGCAUUUUGGAACUUUAGAGAGGACUUGAGGUAUGAACCAAACACAAUGGCUAACGGGGAUGUAAUUACUCUUAUGAAUUUGGGGUUUUCCCAGUGGAUCUUUCUCUGACAGUAAACAAGCUAUCUGAAAGCCGAAAUUAUACCGACACGCUAAAUGUUUUAAUACUAUUUUCUCUUAUCUAUAGUCUCAAAAUAGGAGUCACAUGUUCCCUGUCUUAUUUAAUCUGCAGUAGGAUCUGCACCAGAGCGCCCUGCCUGCCUGCCUGCCUCAUGUUUCUCCCCCACAUGCCGACUACCCUGCACCUCCUGUGCUUUUUGCCCUUGUGAGGACAACACCUGCUCUCCGUCCCCAGUCUCCCAGUGGCAGCCCUCUUAUGAAUCAGGAGAUGUGGCCGCAGACUGUCAGGGAGAGCAAUGGGGAUCCCUGCCGCCGGGAUAAAUGCCUGGCAUAGCACCGGCAGACCCUUUUCUGUUUUUGGAGGGAAUAUUUUUCUUCUUUCAACAAUUACCCCACUGCCUCUAAGCAUGACUGAUCGAAAAAGUAGAGCCGAGUCGGCAGUCCUGCUUUCCUAUGGGCUGUAUUGAUUUUCGUCAGUCAGUGUUCAUUUGAUUGAGACCCAGCUAUGUGAGAGCCGAGGUGAAAGAGCGAGAGAGGCUAGAACUCCCAUUUGCUGAGGGAGGCUACAGGCAGACAGGUCUUCAGUUACAGUCCAUCUGCAUCGUGGUUGGCACAGCACAAACCUGACCCACCUGGACCGCACCCAGAACAAUGAACCAGUCAGCAUUGACAACAGAUCUGGUUCCCACUGCCAACAGCAGCCUGGUGGGCCCAGACCCCAACCACUCCUGUCCCCUGGGCUGGGGCCAGAACGAGGGCCUGGAGGCCUGUGUCUUGGAGACUGCGGUCAUCGUUCUGCUCACGGUGCUCAUCAUUGCCGGGAACCUGACGGUGAUCUUCGUGUUCCACUGCGCCCCCCUGCUGCACCACUAUACCACCAGCUACUUCAUCCAGACUAUGGCCUACGCCGACCUGCUGGUGGGCCUCAGCUGCCUGGUGCCCACCCUGUCCCUGCUGCACUACCCGGCCAGCGUCCAGGAGCCCAUCACCUGCCAGGUUUUCAGCUACGUCAUCUCGGUGCUCAAGAGCGUCUCAAUGGCCUGUCUAGCCUGCAUCAGCGUGGAUCGCUACCUGGCCAUCACCAAACCCCUGUCCUACAACCAGCUGGUGACGCCGUGCCGGCUCCGCGGUUGCAUCGCCCUCAUCUGGGUCUACUCCAGCCUGGUCUUUCUGCCCUCUUUCUUUGGCUGGGGCAAGCCGGGUUACCACGGGGACAUCUUUGAGUGGUGCGCCCACUCCUGGCCCACCUCGGCGCUCUUCACAGGCUUUGUGGUGUGCCUACUGUACGCGCCCGCGGCCCUGGUAGUCUGCUUCACCUACUUCCACAUCUUCCGCAUCUGCCAGCAGCACAACCGGGAGAUCAGUGAGAGGCGAGCACGCUUCCCCAGCCAGGAGAUGGAGGCUGGGGAGGGUGGUGGCAGUGGCAGCGGCGGGGGGCACCACGCGGGUCAAGGGCCUGACAGGCGCUAUGCCAUGGUGCUAUUCCGCAUCACCAGCGUCUUCUACAUGCUUUGGCUGCCCUACAUAAUCUAUUUCCUGUUGGAGAGCUCCCACGUGCUGGACAGUCCCGCCCUGUCCUUUGUAACAACCUGGUUGGCCAUCAGCAACAGCUUCUGCAACUGCGUCAUCUACAGCCUGUCCAACAGUGUGUUCCGCCUGGGCAUGCGCCGCCUCUCGCAGACACUCUGCUCCUUCAGCCACUGUGCAGCCGACGACAGGGACUUUGGCGAACCCAAGCCCAGGAAGAGGCCAAAGUCCUGCUCCAUCUGAGGCAUUGGAGGAUAUUGUUAGAAAAGCAGCGAAUUUCAAAGGUUACAUCUUUACAAAGCUGCGGAACAUUUAUUUGACAGGGCUGUCCCAAAGAGAGAGAAUUUAGGCUCAGACGGUUUGUUUUGAAGGAUACCAAUGACUUUUGCCACAGUCAUGCCAAGCCAUGAUUUACAGGCACACGUUAGAUUGCUGAGAGAGGCUACGUUGUUUUAAAGGUUUACUUUCUGAACAACUAAAUGGAUGAGAGAUUGGUACUACAUUUUGGCUUUAAACCUGUGUAGUGGAGUUUAGCUGGUAACCUACUGUAUGUGCAUCCUUAUGUAAAACCUAAUUUGACCAUGGUUCUCAGGCUUUGAUGUUACAUUUUUUUGUUCCUCGACAGUCGGGUAAAGUGCUUAUAAAAAUACACAGUUAGAGGUCCUCAAUGGAUAAGCAAUUUCCUCAAACAUUGAUGGUGACCUCAUGAUUUAAGCAUCUCUGAUUUCAAGGUAAUGUGGACUAAAGUGUAUUGAAUUUAAAUACCAAUAUUGUACUGCUACUAUAGGUCUGUGUUCUUGGUGGGCACUCAAAGGCUGAAUUAGCAUAGACAACAUGUAAUCCUCAUUUGCAUACACUCCCUUUUAGGAGUUGACAUGGGGUAUGUGUGUGCAAAUGACUGACUAUUCACUUACUGUACAUGCUCCUGGACAAUGGUGUAAAUAACAGCAGAUGGGCUAGUGGCCUUGACCUGUUAUGACAAACAAAAGUUUUGCGGUGUUUGCAGGUCUGUUAGCAAGCAGUCCGAGUGUUCAAAGACUUUCGGUCAGUCCUAAACAGAGAGAUGGGGCACUCAAUUUGAUGAGUUACUCAAUCUCCUAAAAAAAACAUUAAAAAAACACACACACACUAAUGAUUUAGUUUUAUUAGAUAUUUCUAUAUUUUCACGUGUACUUUUUCUUUAAAAAAAAAAAUCUUUGUCAAUGCUUCCUAUACAGUAGCUGUUUAGGAAGCAGAUUGAGGGAUUGGUUCUGUCCACUAAUGCAUACAUUUCUCUCUUAAUCUUUGGUUGAGUUCAGAAAAAUCUGCUUCACUCUACUUAAAGAUCAGCGUCAUAUGUAUGACUCUGUUCCCUCUGCUUUUCCACGCUAAGUGCAGAGACUGUUCCCUUUUUAGGGCCUUAUUGUACAAAAUACAGUGGGCAUGUGCAGUAAAUGCACCAUGAAGACUGCCUUUAGUUAUGUAUUAUACUGUUUGAUACAGCGCAGGUGAAGUCAUUCCAAGUUUUUCUUGUACAUUCCCAGAAUGGUCUGUUUUUUUAUAGAUAAUGUAGAAAAAUACAUAAAGUGCACAUUUUCAGUGAUACCCAAGACUAUUGCGAAAUCCCUCUCUAUUCUUAUGGUGUAGGCCAUUUGAAGUAAGACCUGUGUUGUCAGUGUGUAUUUGACCGUGUGGGAAAAACAAGCAACACGGCUAACUGAACCCUCGAUAUCAUGACUGUUUUUUUGUUCAACAUUAUGCUACUUAACCUGUGUAGUCAUUCCCCGCUUUCCAUUACAGAUUGUUCUGUAUAUGUGCCUAAAGAUAUAUUUUUCUGGAAAAGAUAUCACAGAGAUUUACUUUCUGUUCAUCUAUACACAGGGACACGUUCUGGCUGCAUGCCAUUUGCGUUUUGUAACGUGACCUUCAUUUGACUUGACUGAAGAUCCAUUUUGCUUACAUUUGCCGAUACAGUAGGACCAUCUCGUUUCAGCACUUUAUGAGCUUAUGUCAGAAGGUCAGGUCAGAAGCUUUAAUAUUUGUAGCGCGAUUCAUUAUUAUUUUAGGGGGCAUAUAUAAUCAUAGGGGAUCUGAAUUCUGCCGCAAAAGAUUAAAAAGAAAAAAAAAGAAAAACGUACCCUCCCCAAUGGUCUGAGAUGACAUCUUCACAUUACUGUAUUUGAUUUAUUUUAUCUUGUGUGAGGUGCAUUUUCUUUCUUUUUUUAUCAAAUGGACCAUAUACAGUGAAAGUAUUGCCACCCUUGAUAAAGAUGAGCAAAAAAUGACUAUAGAAGGAAUCAUUCAAAUACUGAGCUAUAUUGGAUGCUCAACAACAAUGGGGAAAAUAUAUUAUUUUCUAAGACUGAGAUGUCCAUUACAAAAAAUUGAUUUAGUGGCAAAUUAUUUAUUUUUGGGGGGAUUUUGAUGUGUGCUUGGGGUUAUUGUGUUGAUGGAAGAUCCGUUUGCGGCCAAGUUUCAGCCUCCUGGCAGAGGCAAUUAGGUUUUUUGCCAAAAUGUCCUGGUGCCGGAUAAAGUUCAUGAUGAUUUUGACCUUAACAAGGGCCCCAGGACCAGUGAAAGCAAAAUAGACCCAUCACAUCAAAGAUCCACCACCUUAUUUUACAGUAGGUAGUGCUGAGUGAUUAGUGCUUUUUGAGGUCGGUUGUGUUCCAAUUAUAUUAAAAAGUCAUCACAGUUUUCAAAUAUUUUUUUUAGACACAUGCGCAAUGCAUUGUGGGUUGAAUGAUGUAACAAAGCAGAAUAAAACAAAAAGUCCCAUGAUGGUAGUGACUGCCCAUUACUGCUUAUCACUUAUUAACCAUUUUAAUUCAAAUUACUUUAAUAAAAUAUUUCAGUUGUGUAUAUUACAUUUGUUUUAUUUGUUGACUUUAUUAUUUCAUUCCAAGUCAUCUCAUCUCUAUAGAGCUGCUGCCUGACAAAUCACUAUUUUAGUAGUAAUUCAAAUUAAACAAGACAUACUUUUUAUGACUGCUGAAUACCAACUAUCAAUCACUUAGAUCAUGUAUUUUCAGGUAGAGAUACAUGCAUCUUUCCCUCUUGAUCGCACGUUCUGUGUUCACCCCAUCUCCAUGUCUGCUCCACAUAGACCGGACAAAUAGGCAUGCACGGAAUUGAUUAUGGUCAUUGUAGUUAAUUACCACGUUUAAACUAUGUAGAAUAUUUGCCUGUUUGAACAAAAGGGAAUUCAAAUAAUUGAACUGACGUUGGUCAAUUAGUUGUUUAGAAAACGAAAAAGAAUCAACAUUUUGGUAUAUCGCGCAGCAUAUUAGUUAUAGGGUUCUUUUCUGCUUAUGCAUUCUCAUUUCGACACCAAACCCACCAAUGGUGUCCGAGGUCAAAGAGCAAUGUUUUCAUCUGACCAAAGCACUGGUUCCAAUCCAACUGCCAAUGCCAUUUAGCAAACUCCAGGUGUUUUACAUUUGUUGGAUGACAUGAAAAUAGAGCUCUUUGGCCACACACACCAGUGGUGGGUUUGGCGUUUAAAUGAGAAUGCAUAAGCAGAAAAUAACCCCAUACCUACUGUAAAAUAUGGGGGUGGAUCUUUGAUGUUAUGGGGUUAUUUUGCUUCCAGUGGUCCUGGGGCCCUUGUUAAGGUCAAAGACAGGAGCCAGAAAUUUGACAGCAAAUGGAUCUUCCAGCAAGAAAAUAACCACAUGCACACAUCAAAAACCACAAAGAAAUGUUUAAUUGGCCUCAAAAUCAACAUUUUGCAAUGGCCACAUGGAACGACAGAUACUCCCCCAAGAAAAUCUUAUGGAAGUUUGUUCUGAAGUGUCUGUCCUAUAU